UUCCCUGAAAAAUACCUAGCAUUAGAACAAAAAAAAGUGAAGCUUAAAAAAUCCCAGAGGUUAAUUAGCUAUCAUAAAUUGGGAAAUGUCAGGAUAACUGAAGGUAUUGUAAUUGAAAAUAAAUAUGGUGAACAUUCGUGUGAAUGAUACUACUUCAAGUUUACAUUUACAAACGUUUCUAAAUAUUUUUCUGAAUCAUAUUUGCUUGUAUUAUUAAAAAUUUGGAUCUGUCUUACUUCGCUGUAAUUUUUCUUGCGUAUGUUGCUAUGCAUGACGGUUUUGAGGUCGCCAUUACGAAUUGUCAAUAGGGUAGGAAUCUUUUCUAUCAACGGAAUCAAGCAAGCUCAAGAUCCUGAUCAGAAAUAACCAGAGAAAACUGACGGCAGUUGCGGAUUGGAUAAUUGGUGCAGUUUGUGUGAGACAGUUGUGUAUAUACAAGGGGAGCAAAAAGUGACUAGCAUCACGGACGCAUCAAGAAAUUGUGAUGUACGGGUUAGAUCUGACGAUCGAAUGGAUUUCCUUUGCAAGAGAUUGGCGAAGCUGUUAUAAUGCCUGAGAGACUUCUUGAAGAUGUACGAGAUGGAUUCAUUCUUUGAAUUGUCUUAAGUAUCUGUUGUGGUCGUCCUUGGAAUUUGGAUGCUGCGCGUUUCGUCAAGCCUGGUCUUGGACAUUGAAAAGAUUUACAUAUAAGAUGUUUGGGUGAUGAAAAGCUAUUGGCGACAAGAUGUUAAUAAAGGAAUACCGAAUACCACUGCCUCUUACGGUAGAAGAGUACAAGAUUGCUCAGCUGUAUAUGAUAGCGAAAAAAUCGAGGGAAGAGAGCAAAGGCGUGGGCAGUGGUGUUGAGAUUAUCGUUAACGAACCGUACAAUGAUGGUCCUGGGGGAAAUGGACAGUAUACACAUAAAAUCUAUCACGUAGGAAGCCAUCUUCCAGGAUGGUUCAAGAGUCUACUUCCGAAAUCAGCUCUCACGGUGAAGGAGGAAGCCUGGAACGCUUAUCCUUAUACUAAAACAAGAUACACCUGUCCCUUCGUGGAGAAGUUCUUUAUAGAGAUCGAGACUUACUAUUAUCCUGAUAAUGGGCAUCAGGAAAAUGUUUUUAAGUUGAGCGGAAGUGACCUCAGAAAUCGGGUUGUAGAUAUCAUUGACGUGGUGAAGGAUCAAUUAUAUGGAGCGGAUUACGUGAAAGAGGAAGAUCCUAAAGUGUACGUUUCAGAAAAAACAGGACGAGGACCUCUUACCGAAUCAUGGCUGGAAGAUUAUUGGGGAGAAGUCAAGGGAAAGCCCCAACCAACGUCUUCGGGAAAGUCCCUGAUGUGCGCUUACAAACUAUGUCGGGUGGAAUUUCGUUACUGGGGCAUGCAGACAAAAUUGGAAAAGUUCAUUCACGACAUAGCAUUGCGAAAAAUGAUGCUACGUGCACAUCGUCAAGCAUGGGCGUGGCAGGACGAGUGGAAUGGUUUGACCAUGGAGGACAUAAGAGAAAUAGAGAGACAGACCCAACUUGCUCUUCAGAGGAAGAUGGGGUUUAGUGAAUCCGCCGAGGAUAUAGCAGAUGGCGAAGAGCCAGCAGUAACAACAAACGCAGCUAUGACUCCUCAGGAUUCUGACGUAGCCAAGACAUUAGCAGCUACCCUGGGCAGUAUCGAAAAGAACGAAGAUCCCCAAAGUCCACCGUCCUUAAGAAAACCAUCCGAUAUACCGAUAAUUAAUACAGCCGUGAGUUCCGAGGGUGAACUUAGUCCGGAAGACUCGCCCACUGAGUUAUCCGCCCCAAGGAGCGUGGAAGAAAAAUCAGACGGUAAAAAGGCGUGGAAGCGUAGCAAUCUGUCUUUACAUUCGCCAAGUUCAGCGAAGAGUUUUGAGAUUCAAAUAGCGAACUUACGGAUGGAAAGUAUCGUGAGAGAAUCGGAAUCCGGCAGCGAAGAUGAGUUCUUCGACUGCCAAGCUGGGUUCAUUAUACCUACUAUACGCAAAGAGGACUUUGGAGAUAACUCGGCAUUAGCUAAAUGGAGUUCUUUGGAUCUUCUAGCUGAAGAGGAGGAUACCGCAUCUCCAACGGCAUCCCCGGCUAAUAAGCAAGAAGAUACCAUAUUUUCGUCUUCGUACCUGCAACGUGUGGCCAGUGAACGGAGUAGCAAGAGGCUAACUAUUCAUACAUCAGCCAGCAUUGAUGUUUCUUGUCCAGCAUCUCCUCAGCAUUCACCGACGCAUCAGCCCUGCAGGACUACUGUUCUACUUAUAGUGCUACACGCUGGCAGCGUUCUAGAUGCUAACGUCGACUUGACUGCUAAAAAAUCUGACAUUACAACGUUCAAAGGAGCAUUUGAGUGUGUUAUGAGACAACAUUAUCCUAGUAUGGUUGGACAUAUUGCAAUCAAGUUUGUUUCCUGUCCCUCAAUAUGUACGGAAGGUCUUGGUAUUUUAUCAAGCUUGAGUCCAUACAGCUUUGACGUAUCUCCAUCGUGCAUGGAUACUCCGCAAGUGACUCACGAUACAAUUCCAAUUGGUGCAAUUCCAUUGCUUGCAAGUUCCACGCCUGAUUAUCAGGAUUCAGUUUCGCGGGUGGUUAAUGGCGCCAAUCAGGUUUAUCACGAGUUUAUUAAGAGUGAGGAGGGUCGUGGUUUUACUGGGCAGAUUUGUUUUGUCAGUGAUUCGGUAGGUUCCAUUUUGGCCUACGAUGCUUUGUGCAGAUCAGCCCAAUAUCAAUCUAGGAAUGACAGUGAGAAUAGUAUUUUGGAGAAUGACAAUCAAGGAAUGGACAACAAUGGUGGGAACGAAGAUGGCAGACAUUUGUCAGCUCCGUCACCUAGGAGACGAUCCUCGUCAACGAGAAAAAUCAUUGUUUUCAGCGAUUUUUCUCAUCAGUGUAAAUUGGAAUUUGAAGUGGGCGAAUUCUUCAUGUUCGGCAGCCCGUUAGCACUUGUACUGGCAUAUAGAAAAAUUUCAUCUGCGGGAGAGAAGAACAGUAUUAUACCGAGGCCAAUGGCUAAUCAAGUUUAUAAUUUGUUUCAUCCAACAGAUCCAGUAGCUGCGAGAUUAGAACCGUUAAUUUCCGCUAGAUUUUCACUUCUGCCGCCGGUUAAUGUUGCUCGAUACCAGAAGUAUCCGCUUGGGAAUGGACAGCCGUAUCACUUACUCGAAACGAUACAGACGAAUCCACAAUUAUUCUAUGAUGGAUUGAACGUUCCUAAUACGCCUUUACCACAUCUGAGAAGGCUAUCUGAUAUAUCUAUCCAGAGCGUCAUGUCUGGAAUUAACGAUAAUGUUCCUUUGCAGGCUGUAUCUGCGUUGACGCAAAAGUGGUGGGGCAAUAAGAGAAUGGACUACGCCCUAUACUGCCCGGAAGGGCUUGCCAAUUUUCCAACGAAUGCUCUGCCUCAUCUGUUCCAUGCUAGCUAUUGGGAAUCUUCGGAUGUCAUUGCAUUUAUAUUAAGACAACUCGGCAGGUUUGAUCUUCCGAUGCUUGGCAACGAAGAAAAAGAGCUCGCGUUCUUCCGUCCAGGUCAGCCGAGAGAGAAGUGGAAUAAAAAACGUACUUCUGUAAAGUUGAAGAGAUUCUUAUUUCAUCCGCAGAAUGUCGCUGCUAAUCAUAGAGCCAAUGACGUUAUUGUCAGAGAGGGUGCUGCGCAAAUUUUAAUUGCCAGAUUUAUGUACGGGCCAAUAGAUAUGAUAGCUUUGACGGGUGAAAAAGUUGAUAUACACGUCAUGAAAGAUGCUCCAGCUGGUGAAUGGUCGUUCCUAUCUACUGAAGUGACUGAUAAAACUGGAAGAGUUACCUAUCGGAUUCCUGAGGAAAAAGCCCUUGGCUAUGGAAUUUAUCCUGUUAAGAUGGUCGUGAGAGGUGAUCAUACAUCUGUCGAUUUUUUUAUGGCUGUGAUACCACCGAGGACAGAAUGCGUUGUCUUUAGUAUUGAUGGCUCCUUUACUGCCAGUAUGUCUGUUACUGGACGAGAUCCUAAAGUAAGAGCUGGUGCCGUCGAUGUAGUAAGGCAUUGGCAAGAGCUGGGUUAUCUGAUCAUCUACAUAACCGGUCGACCGGACAUGCAACAACAAAAAGUUGUGUCGUGGCUCUCACAACACAAUUUUCCUCACGGUCUUGUAUCCUUUGCAGACGGUCUCUCGACUGAUCCUCUAGGUCAUAAAGCUGCAUACUUAAAUAAUCUCAUACGGGAACAUGGCGUAAUAAUUCAUCAUGCCUAUGGAAGUAGUAAGGACAUCAGCGUCUACACGGCUAUAAAUUUAAGGCCGAAUCAAAUAUUUAUCGUGGGCAAAGUUCCGAAGAAGCAACACGCUCUAGCUACAGUGCUUCUCGAAGGCUAUGCAGCUCAUUUAAAUACCCUGCAAGCACACGGUGGCUCAAGACCAGCCCAGGGCAAUGCUCGCAUGGUCAUUCCUAGGGGACAAUUUGGUUUACCCGGACAAAACGCUUCUCUACGUCGUAGAAGCUCUUUUAGAUCGGCUAAGCGUGCGAUUUCACAUCCUCUGAUGGGCAAGGUGACUAUUUUGGAAAGAAGUACAAGCGUGGGUCCACCAACAACGCCACAGUCGGUACCGCCAGUAAGGACAGUCGCCCAGGAAAAGCUCUGACGAUUUGCACGCUGCCGCUCGUUCUUUGAGUCCCGGCAGUAGAGGAAUCAUCAUUCACGAGAAGAAAAAUUAACUAGCACCGCUGUCUCUUGGUGUCUUGUAGUAUAGUAUCCAGCAAAAACAAUAGUACAUGUAACUUAAACAUGGUUGAAAUUUUCCACACAUUGUCAUAAAGCCAAUAUAAUAGUGCUGUUACAUAGACGUUGUGUACGAGUGGAAAAUUACAGCAAAGCGUCCACGUUAACAUGUAGUAUAGUAUUUGCUGGAUAAUAAUAAAAUAAGAAGUCAUCGUUCUGAGAAUGACGAGGCUGAUGACACGCAAUAACCAAAGGAUUGAAGAAAUCGAAAUUCAUCUAAUUUCGUCGAAUACGCUUCUGCCCGGUACAGAGAAGACUAGCCGAAAAAUUCAUUCAUAUAUCAGUAGGUAUUAAUUGAUAAGUUAGAAAGGAACUAUCGGUCCUAGCAAACGCCUUUGUCACGUUCUUAUAACUUAGCUACUGUAUAACAACAUACAAUUUAUGUAGCUAAGAUGUAACUGUUACAAAAUGUGUUUGCUGGGGUAUACUAUACCUACUGAGACCGUUCAUUUUGGUCAUUCUUUAAGAUUGAAUAGAUUCUAGAAGCUCCUAUUAUUUAAUUACCCAAAAUGCAUCGAUACAGUUUAUUAUUACGACACGAUUGCGAAUUGGAUAUAAUGAAACUUGUUGAAACUGUUACCUGAGUCCCCACGUUGUUAUCUAAGAUAAUUCAUAGGAUAGAUUUCCAUUGUCGAAUAUCGUUAGUUUAUGGAUUAUCGCCAAAAUGCCAAUCUAGCGGAAUACGCAAUGCUGAGGGAAAUUAAAUUAAUUAAAAAAAAAAAAAAAA
Messenger RNA from Cephus cinctus (wheat stem sawfly), 5455 nucleotides. It is a transcript of the gene rdgB, whose product is annotated as protein retinal degeneration B. The transcript is spliced from 22 exons. Gene Ontology annotation, biological process: phospholipid transport. Lineage: Eukaryota; Metazoa; Arthropoda; Insecta; Hymenoptera; Cephidae. The coding region runs from base 725 to 4591 and encodes 1288 amino acids. The record is from RefSeq and is a predicted model, not a curated record. Gene Ontology annotation, molecular function: phosphatidylcholine intramembrane carrier activity; phosphatidylinositol binding; phosphatidylcholine binding. Gene Ontology annotation, cellular component: cytoplasm.